UGGCGGCUCUGACAUGAAUCGUGGUGCUGCCGCGUGCUGCGGGGUCACCUCCUCGCCGCCGCUUCAUUUUACUUUUAAUUUCUACACCGAGAGGUGCCGGCAGGUGCUGCUGCUGCGAGACGGCGGGGCGAGCAUGGGACCAGCAGAGCUGGUGCAGAAGAUCAGUAUCAGCGCCGAGAGCCCGCGCGGGAGCGAGAGCGGCGGCGCGGCCUUGGCGGGCGCGGACGGGGCCGCCGGCGGCAGCUGGAGACACAAGUGCGCGGCCUAUGUGCUGGCGCUCCGGCCGUGGAGCUUCAGCGCCUCGCUCACCCCCGUGGCGCUGGGCAGCGCCCUGGCGUACCGGGCUGAGGGAGCGCUGGACCCGGGGCUGCUGCUGGGAAGCGCCGUGACCGUGCUGGCCGUGCACGGGGCCGGUAACUUGGUGAAUACCUACUAUGACUUUUCCAAAGGCAUCGAUCACAAGAAGAGUGAUGACAGGACGUUGGUGGACCAGAUUUUGGAGCCGCAGGAUGUAGUGCGGUUUGGAGUCUUUCUCUACACCGUGGGCUGUAUCUGCGCUGCUGGGCUCUACGCGGUCUCGACGCUCAAGCUGGAGCACCUGGCCCUGAUUUACUUUGGAGGGCUUUCCAGCUCCUUCCUUUAUACCGGAGGAAUUGGAUUUAAAUACGUAGCCCUUGGUGAUGUGGUGAUCCUGAUCACCUUUGGGCCCCUGGCUGUGGAGUUUGCCCAUGCAGUGCAGGUUGGUUACCUGUCCCUGACCCCGCUGCUCUACGCUGUCCCCCUGGCCCUCAGCACCGAGGCCAUCCUGCACAGCAACAACACCCGGGACAUGGAGUCAGACCGGCAGGCUGGCAUUGUCACCCUGGCCAUCCUCAUCGGCCCCACCUUCUCCUACAUGCUCUACACUGUGCUGCUCUUCCUGCCCUACCUGAUUUUCUGUGUGCUGGCCACACGGUACACCAUCAGCAUGGCGCUGCCCCUGCUCACCAUCCCCAUGGCAUUCUCACUGGAGAGACAGUUCCGCAGCCAGAACUUCAACAAAAUUCCUCAGAGGACAGCCAAACUCAAUCUGCUGCUGGGCCUUUUCUAUGUUUUUGGCAUUACAUUGGCACCAGCUGGUGCUCUGCCCAAACUGUGAAAAGAGCUGUAGGGUCAGGCUUCAUAAUUCACUCUUCAUGCCAAUUAACAUGGAUGUUCUGAAUAAAUGGCUCAUUAUGGACUGUGAGAAGAAUGGAAAGACCACCUUGAACUGUUGGUAGUGAAUGUUAUGAAUUCUGGUCUUGGAUAGCUUAUACAACACAGCUUAUACUGUCAAAAAAGUGAUUUAUCAGUUCUGCAGAAGGGGAGAACUGUGUGGUUUUGCUGUGAGGAACAAGGUGACAUAAGGUCAAGGAAAUGUUUAAAGAACCUCAUCCUUUUGCCACCUGACUUUGUCCCUGUCAGUUCAAUGAAAGAUAGAGCCUCAAAUCACACUCCCCAUUCACUUCACAAGCACAAUGAUUCCUCUUAUCACUUUGUUUUUUUAUAGUGGUGAAGGAGCCCAGUGGCUCCCAUAUGGGAAUCAGAAAACACUGCCAAAUGUUUAGUAUCACAAUGUAGGUGCCAUUAAUUCACUCUCUUGUAAGUGUAUCUCAUCCUUAUCUGUAGUGUGUUUUAAGUUUUGUUUUGCUUUUCCUAGCCAAAUUUUGAGCUUUUAUUUCCAAACCCCCUGAAAUGCACUAGAUACUGAUUAAUGAAGUAUUGCUUCUGCUUGUCCCAUACAGUCUAGAAAUGUCAAAGUUAUAAAUCUCUGUGGGUUGUAGUGCUAAAAUGGAGCACAAAUAGCCCACUGCACAAACUUUAGGCCAAAACCAAUAAAUCUGUAUUGUGCUACAAAAGCUGAAGCUGUAAAUGCAAGCCAUGCAACUGGAAAGCCCUUAAUGGGUACAAAACCAAAUGGUUUCCAUUUUUGUAUUUGCUUAGAAUUUACUUUCUGAAAUGGCAAGUUUUGAGUUAGGAGAAGCUGACAGAGUGCCAAAUUUCUCUGAAUAGCUAUGGAUUAAUGGAUACAUAGGUGGAAAACAAAUUCCUGAUGUUAAAAUAGCUUUUUUUUUUCCAAUUUGUUUUUCUCUGUUUAUUUAGAGUAUUAUUCAUAGUCUUGUUAUAAGAAGCCUGGUUCACCAAAGAAGAAAGAUAUAUUGUUAGAAAAAACAAAUCUGGAUUAUUGCAUUGGCUCUGCAUAAAAAUUAGGACUGGAAACUGGAAUAAACCAAUUUUGUUAAUAAGA
Messenger RNA from Zonotrichia leucophrys gambelii, 2266 nucleotides. It is a transcript of the gene UBIAD1, whose product is annotated as UbiA prenyltransferase domain containing 1. The record is from RefSeq and is a predicted model, not a curated record. Gene Ontology annotation, cellular component: endoplasmic reticulum; Golgi membrane. The coding region runs from base 14 to 1138 and encodes 374 amino acids. Gene Ontology annotation, biological process: menaquinone biosynthetic process; vitamin K biosynthetic process. NCBI's taxonomy places the organism in Eukaryota, Metazoa, Chordata, Aves, Passeriformes, Passerellidae. The transcript has 3 exons. Gene Ontology annotation, molecular function: prenyltransferase activity.